CCCACGACUAGCUUCGAUUAUCCCAGGGGUCAUCCAUUCUUCAGCGUUCUUUUCCUGAACGCGUCUCUACUGAAUCCGUCGCUGAUCGCAUGGUUGGCCCGUCGCGUUGAGGUCUGCAUAUUGCGCGUGUCUUGCUUUCGUCGUGGUCUCCGUUAGGCGUAAGGAUGAAGGCGAUCGUAAAGGUCGGGAUUUUGGUGCUGGGCCUGGUGACGUUGUUCGCGACGGAAUGUCGGGCUCAGCUGUCGAAUCCGGUUACCAGAGACUCUCACGUGAUCAAUGAAGGGAAUAAGUUUCUUUCGCGUCACGCGACGGCCGACAGCGAUCCGAUUCCAGCUGUCGACGAGGAGGCGAUGGGGAACAGCCGGUGCCCGGUGAAUCUGGAGCUGCGGUGGCAGGCGGAGGUCAGCAGCAGCAUCUACUCCACGCCUGUUGUCGCCGACAUCAACAGGGAUGGCAAGAUGGAGGUGGUGGUGCCCUCCUUUGUGCACUACCUGGAGGUGCUCGACGGCUAUGACGGGGACAGGCUGCAUGGUUGGCCGGCCUUUUACCGCUCCAGCACGCACACGAGCCCGCUGCUGUACGACAUCAACAAGGACGGGGUGCGGGAGAUCAUCCUCGCGGAUUACAACGGCGAGAUCAUCUCCUUCACUCCUGCCGGCCAGGAGCUGACUCGUUAUAAGAUGAGUGUUCCUCGGCUGCGCAUUCGCAAGGAGUGGUAUGUGGGGCUCGACCCGGACCAUGUGGACCAUGCCCACCCAGACAUCCAUGCUGCCAUAGACGAUGCCAAGAACGCGUCCAGCCAGCACCAGGAGAGCGACCUGCUGAACCUGCCCAAGCCACAUGCUGCUGAUGGCCAUGCUGAUCCCGGUGCUGAUCGUGGCGCUGGUGGCUCUGACACCCACGCACCAGGAGCACCAGGGCAGGGAACACACGUGCAGGCACACGACCAAGGGACGCGGACGCAGGGGCAGCAGGCACAGGGGCAGCAAGCACAGGGGCAGCAAGCACAGGGGCAGCAGCAUCUAGGUCAGCCACAUCAGCAGCCGCAUCAGGAGCCGCAGCCACUGCAUCAGGAGCACCCACAGCAGCAGCAGCAGCACGUGCAGGGGGGGGGAGGUUUACCCCAAGGGAAUGACGUCCAGCAGCCAGGCAUCCCCACAGCAGUUGACACAGGGUUUGGCACCGCCACUGCUAGAACGCUCACGGACCAGGCCGCUCAGGCACACACAGAGCCGCUUGCAGGGGGCCAUGGGGAUCCAGGUUUGCCCCCUCUUGUUGCUAAUGGUGCUGCUGCUGGUGCUGGAGGUGCUAGUAGCGGGGGGAUAGACCUGCCCCCGCCUGUAGAGGCGGCAGGGCAUGGCACAGGCACUGCUGGUGGCGGUGCUGCUGGUGGCGGCGCUGCUGCUGAUGGGGCGGUGGGGGGAGCAGGGGGAGGGGGGUCAGGGGGAAGAGGGGCGGCGAUAGCGGAUUUGGAUUGUGAGAAGGGCGGGCUGUGCACCAAGGAGGCUCACGCGGCGGCAGAAGCCAAGGCAGCCGCCGCUGCUGCUGCUGUGGCUGCUGCUAUGAGCGGCGGAAUGGCAGCAGGCGCGCAGCAGGGACAGGCGCAGCAGCAGGGGCAGCAGCAGGGACAGCCGCAGGGGCAGCAGCAGGGGCAGAAGCAGGGGGAAGGGUCAGGGAAGGUCCAAGCGACAGAGGAGGACCUGCAGAAGAUCAAAUCGUGGGAGCAGUGGCAGCAGGAUGUGAUGGUCAAGGCGGGGGGGAUGGGGGAGAGGGAGCAGGCGAUGUGGAAGCACUACCAGGACUGGAAAAGCAAUCUCCUGCUGCCAGGAGAGGAAACACCCAGCGCUUCUGGUGCUGCUGGUGCUGCUGGUACCGCUGCUGGUGCUGCUGGUGGCGGGGUGCAUGGUGCUCGCAGGCGGCUGCUGCAGGUGCAUGAGGAGAAGAUGGGAGGAGGGGAGGGAGAGGAGGCCGGACUUGGUGGGAGUGUGGGGCCAGCACGGAGAAGGCUGCUGCAGGCGCAUGGGGACCACCAUGCUGGCGACCACGAAGAUUUCCCCUCAGCAGAGCCGGACAGCGAGUUGGACGAGGAAGGGGCAGACUCGUGGGAUGUGUUCAAAGACGAUGACGACUUCGGGCAGAACUGGGAGGGCGAUGGGGACGAUUGGGCGGCGGAAGAUGGGAGGGAGGGGGAGGGGGGGGAGGAGGACCAGGGGGAGGAGGAAGGGGGAGGGCAUGAGGGCAAGGGGGGGCAUCGGGGGGAGGCACACAAGGGGGAGCACGGAGGGGGAGGGGGGAGUGAGGCGGAGGAUGAUGAGUGGGGGGGCCCAAGGGCGGAGAAGGAGGAUGGGGACGAGUACCAGUACGACUAUGACGACUAUGUGAAUGAGAACAUGUGGGAGGACGAGGACUGGACGGAGGCGGAGCACGAGGCGGACAAGGAAUUUAUCCUCGUCGACUCGCACAUCCUCUGCACUCCGGUCAUAGCAGACAUUGACAAUGAUGGGCAUGAUGAGCUCGUCAUUGCGGCUUCGCACUUCUUCGAUCGAGAGUACUACGAGGACCCGGCGCACAAGCACGAGCUGGAGGAGGGCGUGGACAUGAGCAAGUAUAUUGGGGGCGCCAUCGUGGUCUUCGACCUGCACACGCAGCAGCUCAAGUGGUCGCAGCACCUCGACCUCACCACGGACAGCACCCAGUUCCGCGCCUACAUCUACUCCGCGCCCACUGUGGUGGAUUUAGACGGGGAUGGGUUUCUGGAGAUCAUUGUUGGGACCUCGGUGGGCUUCAUCUACUGCCUCGACGCCUUUGGCAAGGUGAAACCAGGCUUUCCUCUUCAAAUGGGCGAGGUGCAGGGGCAGGUGGUGGCGGCCGACGUGAACCAUGAUGGCAAGCUCGAGAUAGUCGCCGCUGACACCAGGGGCAACGUGGCGGCGUUUUCCUCGGAGGGCAAGGAGCUGUGGGAGCGGCACCUGGCGUCGCUGAUCGCGCAGGGGGCGAGCGUGGGGGAUGUGAAUGGCGACGGGUUCACUGAGGUGGUGCUGGGAUCGUCUUCAGGCCACAUCUACGUGCUGGAUGGGCGGACAGGCAAGGACGUGGGGGCCUUCCCCUUCCGCACGCACGGGCGCAUCAUGGCGCCCAUUCUCCUGGUGGACCUGCACAAACACGCAGGGGGGGGCAAGGGCCACCACGUUGCCACCUCCUCCGGGCUGCACCUGGUGGUGGUGUCGUUUGACGGGUUCCUCUACGCCGUGGAUGGACGGACAGGAUGCGCCGACACCUUUGACAUUGGGGAGACAUCCUACAGCAUGGUGCUGGCAGAGAACGUGGACGGAGGGGACGACCUAGACCUGGUGGUUUCCACCAUGAACGGUGCUGUCUACUGCUUCCAGACGUCCGUGCAGUACCACCCGUUGAAGGCGUGGCCGUCCCAGAACCAGGGGCGCAACGUGUUCUUCCCGCGCUACGGCCACGAGGGCAUCUACAUGCUGCCGCACUCCCGCCAGUACCGCGACAUCGGCAGGGACUCCUUCCGCGUCAGCUUUGAGAUCGUGGACGCUCGCAACCCCCUGGGGCACGGGGGGGCAUACGGCGCUCAGAUUGGGCCGUACAAAGUAAAGGUGUGGCUGUUUGACAACGAGCGCCGGGAGCUGACCCAUGAAGAGACGUUCUCCCAUCCCGGUGUGCACACGCUGGUGAUCCCCACGCCUAAGCGCCGCACACACGCCACCUUCUUCAUCGAGAUGGAGGACGAGCGCCGCCUCUACUUCCACGACGAGUUUGCGCUCUCCUUCCACUACCACUUCUACCACCUCCUCAAGUGGAUCCUUGCUUUGCCGCUGCUCAUUAUGACGGCUGCGCUUGUGGCGCGCUCUGCUCCGGACUCUGGCCCAGACCUGCCGUCUUUCUCGCCGGCCAGUCGCCAUCUCGCUUGAGUAGGAGCUCCUAUCUUUUACGCUGGCAAAGUAAUGUAUUUUUCGGGCUAGUUUUAAUCGAGAAUGGGAUAUCGUGGAGAUGGAGGUUGAGAGGUGGGUGGCUCUGCUUUCACUCCGAGUUUGCCCUCUCCUACCACAACCUCUUUUACCGCUGCCUCACGUGGAUCCUUGCCGAAUGGCGGUCCUAGUGGCUCGUUCAGGCCUGACGCUGGAAUUGCUGGCUAAGAUGUAGGCUGGUCAAGAGGCAAUACUUAGUUAAGAUGCUUGAUACGUUUUUUGACAUUGUAUGAUACAUCAUAUAGCUUUGCUACAC
Messenger RNA from Closterium sp. NIES-67, 4245 nucleotides. The record is from the annotation of a GenBank genome assembly. NCBI's taxonomy places the organism in Eukaryota, Viridiplantae, Streptophyta, Zygnematophyceae, Desmidiales, Closteriaceae.